AUGGAUCAAGAAGACCCUAUCACGCAGUUCUUUCCUGGCCAAGAGGAUGUAGACCUGUACGCGGUCCUCUCACUUGAAUCAUCUGCGACACCGGACGCCAUUAAGAAAGCCUAUCGUCGACUCGCCCUUGUACAUCAUCCUGACAAACAUGUGAACUCCUCUGAAGAGGCGCAUGCGGACGCUUCAGUCAAAUUCCAGCAGGUUGGAUUCGCUUAUGCUGUCUUGAGUGAUGAGAAACGACGCGCGAGAUAUGACAAGACUGGUCGGACAGAUGAGGGCUUUGAAUUGCAGGCGGGUGAGGAUGGGUGGGACGCGUACUUCUCGGACCUAUUCGAUACGGUCACAAAGGGCAAGCUGGACGAGUUGAAGAAAGAGUAUCAAGGCAUGUGCUCCGCUGAAGAGGUUGAGGAUAUAAAACGCGCCUACCUUGAGACUGACAGCACUAUUGGCGAGAUCAUGAAUCACAUACCCCACUCCACUUUCGAUGACGAAGCGCGCUUCAUCGUUCUGAUUACCCAACUCAUAAAAGACGGUGAACUCCCCGUGUCCAAGGCGUGGGAGAAGAGCGUCAAAGACGAAAAAGCGAAACUUGUUCGUAAGAAACAAGGCGAGAAGGAGGCCGCGGAAGCGGAAGAGCUCGCGAAGGAGCUUGGUGUAUGGGAUGAAUUCUAUGGAAGUGGGAAAGCUGGUCCAAGGAAGACGAAGGGAAAGAGCGCCUCGAAGGACGCAGAUGCGAAUGGAGCGGAUGACGAUACCAACAUCUUACAGGCGCUCAUCCUGAAGAAGAAGAAAAACAUGGACGGAUUCUUCGAUAACCUUGCUGCGAAGUAUGCUGAACCUGAACCGAAGGGAAAGGGUAAGAAAGGCAAGAAGCGAGGGAACGAUGAGGAUGAUGCGUCUACAGGGAAGAAGUCGAAAGCAGCGCCACCGGAAAUUGAUGACGAGGAAUUCGAGAAAUUGCAGCAAAAGCUGUUUGGAGGCAAACAGAAUGGGUCAGAGCAGGAGGCGACUGGGAAGAGGAGGAAGGUGUCAGCAAGGGGCGGCAGAGGAAAGGCAGCCAAGUAG
Molecule: messenger RNA, 1065 nt
Organism: Fomitiporia mediterranea MF3/22
Lineage: Eukaryota; Fungi; Basidiomycota; Agaricomycetes; Hymenochaetales; Hymenochaetaceae
Product: DnaJ-domain-containing protein
Exons: 2
Coding region: 1-1065 (354 amino acids)
Cellular component (GO): cytoplasm; nucleus
Molecular function (GO): heat shock protein binding
Source: RefSeq, a predicted model, not a curated record